AAAAUUAGCAUUUCAUCAAGCACUGAGUUUAAAUAGCCUUGAGAUAGCACCCUCUGAGUAACCAGCACAGCUUCUCCUGACCUUUCUUCUCUCCUCUCGAGGAAAGAAGAUCUCAGCAACCAUGAAGCUCCUUAUUCUCACCUGCCUUGUGGCUCUUGCUGUUGCCAGACCUAUGGUAGAAAAGAUUUCAGAAAGUGAGGAACAUGUCACCGAAAAUCUUGAGAAGCACCUCAAAAGGAGAGAGAACAUCCCACUAAAGAAUGAACAACACCUUGAACUCAACCGUUAUCUUCUGCCUCAAUAUGAAAUGAUGAAUCUUUAUUAUGACCCUUUUUAUUGGUUUGAAAAAAUGAAUAACCUCAAGAUGACCAACCUUCCAAAAGAAAAGAGAAUGGCUGUCCAGAAAUCUAUUGUUUCAGAUGAUAUGCUGCCUCCUUUUCAGCAUAAACUGCCUGUUUCUAAGUCAAAAGACCUGCCUCUCCUUCGCCCACAGAUCUUGCCUUUCCAGACCCUCAAAAUGCUGCCCCUCUCUCACAAACAGCUGACCAUUCCUAAGAGGGAGAUGCUGCCCAUUUCUGAGAGAGACCUUCUGCCAGUUAACGAGAGAGAAAAUCUACCUGUUCGUGAGACAGAGCUUCUCCUUGCUCUUCAGAGAGAAAUGCCAGUUGUUCAUCAGAGAGACAUUCUUCUAGCUCCCGAAAGAGUAGUUCGAGCUGAACGUGAGAGAGAGAUUCCACGUGAUAACGAGAGAGAGGUUCUCCUCCCUGUUCACAAGAGAGAGAUUCUGCCUGUUCUUGAGAAAGAUAAGAUUCUGCCUCUUUACCGGAGAGAGAAUGUACCUCUUCAUCUGAGAGACACUAUUGAGCCAAGAGAGAUUUUGCCUGUUGUUCCACGGGAAGUCAUGCCUGAAGUGAUGAACCUAGAAGUCUAUCCAUUGCUUCAACCAGUGGCCAACUUUUAUUAUCCCACUGAAAUGAAUGAGAAGAACUAAUAGGAUCACUCAGAUGACUAUAUCCAUCCUGGUAUUUGAUUUGACUGGACUAGAAACUCUACUUGUCAUCUCUCAUCUAUUUUUUGGUGUUAGAAAUAAACCUUUUCCUCCUUGCAUCUUCUGGGAUCCUACAUUUUAAUUGGAAUAUGAAGGAUUUACCUUUUGCCAGUUGGUGACUACCAUGGUAAUUACCAUGGCCAGUUCCCAGAUUCAGAAGAACCAUCUUGAGUGGCCAUCGGAUGAAGAAGCACCAGGCAUAUUUGCCACAUUUCUUUCUUAGUCAUUUUGUAAAGCCAGUUUCAUGAACUGUAUUACUUGUAAAUGCCAGGAUGCCUAACAAUGCUAUACAUGGUCAUCGUCUUUUUUUCCAAUUCUUACAAUAAAUUAUUCUUGCUGGCACAUUGCA
Messenger RNA from Sarcophilus harrisii (Tasmanian devil), 1397 nucleotides. RefSeq names its product casein beta (gene CSN2). The coding region runs from base 122 to 991 and encodes 289 amino acids. Lineage: Eukaryota; Metazoa; Chordata; Mammalia; Dasyuromorphia; Dasyuridae. The transcript is spliced from 8 exons. The record is from RefSeq and is a predicted model, not a curated record.